Molecule: messenger RNA, 761 nt
Organism: Pelobates fuscus (common spadefoot toad)
Lineage: Eukaryota; Metazoa; Chordata; Amphibia; Anura; Pelobatidae
Product: ferritin light chain, oocyte isoform-like
Exons: 4
Coding region: 136-669 (177 amino acids)
Biological process (GO): iron ion transport; intracellular iron ion homeostasis
Cellular component (GO): cytoplasm
Molecular function (GO): ferric iron binding; ferrous iron binding
Source: RefSeq, a predicted model, not a curated record
CCCUCAGUGUUGAAGCUAGUAGGCAGUUCUUGGGACAACAGUGUUUGGACAGAGCUGUGAUUUUUUUGGUGUGUGUAUUGUUCUACAUUGCCAGUAUUGUUAAUUUAUUGGUGAGAAAUUUAAGAUCUUGCAGCAAUGACCUCCCAAAUCCGGCAGAACUAUCAAUUGGAAAGUGAGGCUGCUAUUAACCGCAUUGUUAACUUGGAGUUGAAAGCCUCUUAUGUCUACCUGUCACUGCAAUUCUACUUUGAUCGUGAUGAUGUUGCACUAGCCAAAUUUUCCAAGUUUUUCCAUGAGCUGUAUGAGCAGAAGCAAGAGGAAGUUGAAGAAUUUCUCAAGUACCAAAACAUGCGUGGAGGAAGGAUUGUACUCCAAGAUAUCAAGAAACCAGAUGCUGACGAAUGGCAGAAUGGAACCCAUGCCAUGGAAUCUGCUCUGAAUCUUGAGAAAAGUGUGAACAAUGCCUUACUAGAACUACACACAACUGCAAGAACCCACACUGACCCUCACAUGUGUGACUUCUUGGAAUCUAAAUACUUGCAUAAAGAGACAAAGUUGAUUAAGAAACUAGGCGACCACUUCACUAACUUGAAACGUGUCAAGGCAACGGAAGUGGGCAUGGGAGAGUAUCUCUUCGACAAACUUACCUUGGGGGAGGACAGUAAUUAAGCCUGUCCAUUUGCCAUUGGUUCUAACAUAAUUCAUAUGUUACUGUAGACUUCAUAAUGUAAAAUGUAUCAACUUUACACAAAAUAAAGCUA